AUGGGUGCGCUGACACACGGACGUUACCUCUCCGCGAUGGGCCUCCUGCUCCUCGCUUACUGCGCGGUGUCGGUGAUCUCCAAAGGUGCCCCAGGGGAUGCUCAGCCCGACGCCCUACCCUCGGUGCAGGGCACCUUGCCGCACUUCAUCCAGGAGCCAGAGGACGCCUACAUCGUCAAGAGCAACCCCAUUAAGCUGCGGUGUCGAGCCGCGCCCGCCUUACAGAUCUUCUUCAAAUGCAACGGGGAAUGGGUACAUCAGAAUGAGCACUUUUCCCAGGAGUAUAAGGACCUCAACACUGGGCUGAAGGUGCGUGAGGUGAUGAUAAAUGUGUCCCGUCAGCAGGUGGAGGAUUUCCACGGACCCGAGGACUACUGGUGUCUCUGCGUGGCCUGGAGCCACCUGGGCACCUCCAAGAGUCGCAAGGCUACUGUACGCAUCGCCUACCUGCGGAAAAACUUUGAGCAGGACCCCCAGGGGAAGGAGGUGCCAAUCAACGGGAUGAUCGUACUGCACUGUCGCCCUCCGGAGGGAGUGCCUGUGGCGGAGGUGGAAUGGCUGAAAAACGAAGAACUGCUGAGUUCCAUGACCGACGACAACAUCGACACCCGGGCGGACCACAACCUCAUCAUCAACGAGGCGCGACUGUCCGACUCGGGCAACUACACCUGUCUGGCCAGCAACAUCGUGGCUAAGAGACGCAGCACCACGGCCACUGUGAUAGUCUUUGUGAACGGCGGCUGGUCCCUGUGGACGGAGUGGUCGCCCUGCAAUGUGCCGUGUGGGCGGGGUGUCCAGAAGCGAUCUCGAACCUGUACUAACCCAGCGCCUCUCAACGGCGGGGCUUUCUGCGAGGGCAUGUCCGUGCAGAAGAUCACCUGCAACGCACUCUGCCCAAUUGAUGGAGGCUGGGACGAGUGGAGCGAAUGGACCGUAUGCAGCAGCCAGUGCGAGAAGCAGCGGGGCAGGGAAUGCAACUCCCCAGCACCCAGACACCGAGGCAGGAUGUGCGAAGGCAACGGCGAGGCCACCGAGAACUGCACAGAUGGACUGUGUACCCAGAAUCGAAAGCUGCUACAUGAUGUUAAACCUCAAAGUAUGGACAGCUCCAACGACGUAGCUCUGUACUCGGGCCUGGGAGCCGGCAUCAUCGCCGUGGCGAUCCUCGUGGUGGCCGUCAUGCUGUACAGGAAGAACCACAGCGAGUACGGCGUGGAUGUCAUCGACUCCUCCGCGCUCACCGGGGGUUUCCAGUCUUUCAACUUCAAGACCACCAGACAGGGCAACCCUCUGCUGCUCAACUCCUCCAUGCAGCCCGACCUGACGGUGGGCCGGACGUACAGCACGCCCCUCUGCUUCCAGGACGGAGCGGACAAAGAGCUAUUCGACCCCCUGCCGGACAUCAAGGUCAAAGUUCAGAGCUCCUUCAUGGUUUCGCUAGGUGUGGCCGAGCGGGCUGAGUUCCAUGCCAAGGGCCCCUCCGAGACCUUCCCGCGGGACCUAUGCCGGGACUACAGCGGCACGGCGGACAGACGCAAGAAGGGCCUGCUCACCCUCAACGGGCCCUUCAGCGCCGGCAAAGAGCAGCUGAGGACCAACGGCGUGUUCGGCAACCCCGGGGGACGUCUGGUGGUACCAAACGCCGGGGUCAGCCUGCUGGUGCCUCCUGGAGCCGUGGCUGAAAACAUGUCCUGGGAGAUGCACAUGGUGAUCAAUCAGGGAGAGGCAAGUGUCCAAACACUGGAAGGCUGUGAGAUCCUCCUUGGCCCAGAGGUGACGUACGGCCCUCCGGUCCUGGACCUCUUCACCCCAGUGGCCAUGACCAUCGCUCACUGUGCCGAGGUGGACACAGAGAACUGGAACAUCCAGCUGAAGAGGAAAACCCAGGACAGCAAAUGGGAGGAAGUGAUGUCGGUGGAUGAGGAGAGCACUUCCUGUUACUGCCUGAUGGACUCGACCAGCUGCCACCUGCUUCUGGACCAGCCGGGCUCGUACGCCCUGGUGGGGGAGCCACUGACGCAGGCCGCCGUCAAGAGGCUGAAGCUGGCUGUGUUCGGGAGCAUGGAGGCCGGCUCCAUGAGCUACAACCUGCGGGUGUACUGUGUGGACGACACGCCGCACGCCUUUCAGGGAGUGGUGGGCGCAGAGAAGACCAGAGGGGGUCAGCUCCUCGAGGAGCCAAAGAUGUUGCCUUUCCGAGCGAACACCUUCAGCCUCCAGGUGUCCAUCCAAGAUGUUCCCCAGUUCCUGUGGAGCAUCAAACCCUUUACCACAUGUCAGGAGUUCUCCUUCCCUCAAGUGUGGUGCAGCAACCAGCAGCCCCUGCACUGUGCCUUCUCUCUGGAGAGAUACAGCCCUGCCACCGCCCAGCUCUCCUGCAAAAUCAGCGUGCGCCAGGUCAAAGGCCACGAACAGAUUCUGCAGGUCUACACGGCCGUGGCCGAGACUGAAAAAGAGUCCGUUCCAUUUUUUAUGCAGACAGACUGCACCGUCACGUCCCAGACGGGGCCCAAGGCCUUCAAAAUCCCCUCGUCCAUCCGCCAGAGGAUCUGUGCCACCUUCGACACUGCCAACGCCAAGGGCAAGGACUGGCAACUCUUAGCCCAGAAGCUCCACUUAGAUCGAAACCUGGGUUACUUUGCAAAGCAGCGGAGUCCGUCGGCGGUCAUCCUGAGCCUGUGGGAGGCUCGCCACCAGGACACCGCUGACCUUGACUCCCUAGCCAGCGCCCUCGAGGAGAUCGGCAAGAUCCACUCCAAAAGCUCCCCCAAGGACCAGGACGAGCCAGAGUCCGACUUCAAUCACGAACAAGCGGGCGGCGUGUGUGGAACGGGCACGCUAACAAAUCAGACGGCGGAGGACUCUGCUCCAGAAUAUACGGGCUGAGAGGAAGGAGAGAGUGACAGUGAACACUGACAAACUGAGGCAUACGUCUGCGGACGCACACAGCCGGUGAUGGACGACACACUGUGGCCGUGAGCUGGAAGGUCAAGAGGUUGCGAGUAGAAGGCGGGAGUGGUCAACAGGCCGACCAAAUUCUAACAGAUGGAGGUGAGCCGGUACCCGCUGUGGAUCUACCCCUCUCUUUUAAGAAUCUGUCUGAGGAUGGACUGUAAAUCUUUUUUUCUGCCUUGCCACUCCAUUUUAAAUUCAUUUUUUAUGUAUUUGUUGUUUUUUAAGUAAAAGCUACCCCUCCAUAUAUAUUUAUUUUCUAGCUCAGAAGGUGAGAGUUGGGUAUUACCCAACUUUGAGUUCACAUUAUAGUUUUUUCUGAAUUUGUGUUAGCAGAGAUGGGAGAAGCUUUUUUUGCCCCCGUGGGACUGCCCCUACCGCGUCCUCUCCUUUUCCCCAGUGGUCCACACGGCAGCUGGACAUAUUUGCAUCGAAGUUCUCAUAUGCAAAUAAGGUGAUACAACUGUGGCAUCAUUUCAGAGACACCUGAUAUAAUGUCUUAUUGUUUCCCCGUGUCAAAGAAUGAAUGAGGACUUAGAAGCUACUUUAUCGACGUUCCAAUAUUAUAUUUUUAAAAGGAAGCUGCUGAUUGCUUUAAUGUUGUGAUUGUGAACUUUCAAAGCCAAGUAUCUUGAAAUUCUCCCAUUUUCAUCUCUUGAAAAAAAUUCUAAAAAUCUAGUCAAAAGGGAGUUAAGCACUUCUGAUAGACAACCAGUGCUGUAUGAUCACUUACUCAAAAAAAAUGUUAAAAAUACAACAUGAGCCCAAGUCUAAUUUUGACUUCCUAUGUGUUAUACGCUAUGGACAAAAAAAAAAAAACAUGGUUGUGGUGUAAUGUGGCAGAGUGAGUGAGAGUGAGAUUUCUAACCGUGGCAUUACAGUUCAUUACAGUUUCCUCCGCCAAGCGAUAAAGAGGAAGGAAGCAACUAAACAUAAUUUCCAGGCACGGCAGGGAGCACAUGCCGCGUCUUAUCACACAAUUCCCCCGUUAACACCCGUCACACAGACCUCAUAUCAGUCCCUGACACACCCGGCUGAUUCCACCACCAACUAACCCCUCCCUCACACCAAACACACAUGUAGCCACCCACAUUGAUAUUUCAUGGCCGCAGUGGUCAUUUGCACACAGACUGUAAGUUAACAUAUUGUUCAACAAACAAACAAAAUAAAAGGAAUACUGAUGGUUACAUAUCUGUUCAAGUAAAAAAAAAAACACAGAUCAUAGUGAGAGAAUGAUGAGGGGAAGAAUCUUCUGGCAUUUGAGCUUGAAAUCAAAAAAGCAAAACAUAUUUUGUGUCAACCACUGAGGUAAAUUAUAUUUGCUGGCAUAUAGUACUGAUUGAUAUUCCGAGUUGAAUCAUGAUAAAGGAAGAUGCAACAGAGUUUAACAAAAUCGGUUUAACAUUGAAACUUAAAGGUAAACUGUUUAGGAUUUGGAUAACAACCAACUGAAUAACUCUCCGCUUAUUCCUUCCUUUCCAAAACUGUGGCAACGUUAGCCGCCGAAUGCAAACCCGUGGAAACGCCGUUCGCCUCUCUCAAAGGCCUUCCGUACCAUAAUAAACUCUUCUUUAGGAGCGACGGAAUAAGGGGCUGGCGGUACCAUGGUUCUGCACUCUGCGGCUCACGUUAACAGAGUUUCACAAGAGUGUACUACGGUGGCUUUCAGCUUAUGUGAAAACCUUAAUGUCUGGAGCCAGUGUUUGGUUUGUCCAUUCUGGGCUACUGUAGAUGCAUGGCGGUGCCAUACGGCGCACUCCCUGAAGAGGACCUGCUCCCCUAGUUUCAGGUUAUUUAACAAAAAUGAAAUCAUAGUUCUGAAUAUUAUAUUCCAUUUCUGCUAAUAGAUCCCCCAAAAUGCUGGCCCUUUAAAUCAUUCUCUGAUUUUGUUAUUGUGCCCAACUGAACCAGUCAAGCUUUAGCCAGCUAUUUAGGAACACCUGCUAUCGAGAUAAAAAUGAAUUUACCUGAAAACCAGAAAAUACACAUAGGGAUUUCAAUUUUUUACAUUAAAUACAUUCAGAAACAACAUCCAGCAUUCAUGCUGCUGCAAGGUUUACAUAUUGUAUCACAAACAACCUGACCUCUGCCUUGACUCUGGCAGAGAGAAGCAUGCUGGGUAAAUAAGGCCACCCAAAUUAUGCAAGAACAUAUUCUCUCUCCUAUUCCUGGAUGCAUCUAUCCAUGCAAAUACUUUUUAAGAUUUUGGCCUCUGAGAUAUCUGCCUCCAUCUUAAAUAAACAGAAUGUAAUUUGGGGUGCUUAACAUAUUGAGAGGUUACAUUAUAAAUAAUUAACAGUAAAUAUUCCAGAAACAAUGUCCCGGUUACUCCGGAAAAUCCACAGAACGUACUGUUAAAUUUGAAAUUCCAUUCACCUCCAUUAUACUGUGAACCAGAUAUCUCUGGAUGAGUAAAAAAAACAAGUAGACUUAUAGUUUAUACGUAUCUGGUUUCCUGAAAUGUAGGCUAAAUGAUUAGCUCAUUUUUAUUAUUUAAACAGAUGAUAGCUAGCCAGCAUAGCAUAUCACAGACAGGGGUGGAGCCGUAGAUGCAGGUUAUAUAUGUUCGCUUCUAAAAAGAGCUGACUGACAGCAGUAGGGAAAAUAUUUUUAAAUUUGAUACUAACACUGAAUCCCACAUCUUCACCUUUGUCUGUUGGUGUGCUACAUGGAGAUUAGCCUCGUUUGUGACCACAGUACUCCGUCUGUUCCUCUGGGAUUUGGUCACACAACGUUACACUAACUUUUGGGGGAAAGUUAGUGUAAUUUACACGUCUCUGCCCACAGUGAUAACAUGUUUGCCCGGGGUAAAACCACGGUACAACACACUCCAUUUGGCUGCUGCCUCUACUUGCUAUAAGCUAGCUAGACUAAUGCUGUGUCUCAAUUCGGACACUUCCGUCAGUACACUUCCAUGUAGUACACAGUGUACACAUGAUGUACUUGCGCUGUGCGUAAAUUUUAAAAGGGUAGUGAGGUCUGGCUGUUAUGCACUUACCAGAAAGACUUACGCAAUAUUUGACCGCUUCUUAUUCUUUUUAUUGGCAAAUCGCAAUUGGAAGGACCAGUAUCGCCAACAUUUGACCGUGAUUGUUGCCAGCCAAAAUAUCUGCCAGCUUGUUUGCUUACUUGACUUGAAUUGUAUUAAAACUGAAU
Anoplopoma fimbria (sablefish) is the source of this 6108-nucleotide messenger RNA. RefSeq names its product unc-5 netrin receptor Db (gene unc5db). Lineage: Eukaryota; Metazoa; Chordata; Actinopteri; Perciformes; Anoplopomatidae. Gene Ontology annotation, biological process: netrin-activated signaling pathway. The coding region runs from base 1 to 2886 and encodes 961 amino acids. Gene Ontology annotation, cellular component: membrane. Gene Ontology annotation, molecular function: protein binding; netrin receptor activity. The record is from RefSeq and is a predicted model, not a curated record. The transcript has 17 exons.